Messenger RNA from Pseudocercospora fijiensis CIRAD86, 690 nucleotides. RefSeq lists its product as uncharacterized. The transcript has 2 exons. The annotation marks the transcript as partial. The record is from RefSeq and is a predicted model, not a curated record. Lineage: Eukaryota; Fungi; Ascomycota; Dothideomycetes; Mycosphaerellales; Mycosphaerellaceae.
CCCAGACAUCACAUCUUCAUCAACGACACUGCGACAUCGUACGUUGUCGCUGUCGCUCGUGUCAUUUGUGGCGAGGCCGUCCAGCCACUGUGGCAAUUGGUAUUCCGUAUUCCGCGUGGCAUCCAGAUGCAGAAAGCUCCUUCUGCUGCAGCCAAUCUCUCGUCAGGAAACCACGGCUGGCUCGCACGCUACAGCACCUCUAGCGCUGUCACAUUGAAACCUUCUGAAUGCCAGCAUGCAUUGGAACUACUUGAAGAAGUUGGCAGGUCGCAGGCAUGGGUGCCCUGCACUUGCGUACAACCACCUACUCGCUCCCAGAAAUCGAUCAAGAUGAAUGUCAACGUACGAACAUUGCUAUCCGCGGCGUUCUUUAAGUUCAUCAAGGCGCUCGAAUACGAGACUGCGAACCCAGACCAAGAUGGUCCUAGCGAACAUCCAACAGCAGGAAACCGUCGACCCACUUCAAGCCGCCACUCAUACGACGAUUUCGCUGAUUCAGGCGUUGUGCCUCUCCCACCACCACCGCAGGCUCCGGCAAAUACAGCCAGCAGAGCCUCUGCCUUCAGCGAUGAGAAGACACAUCAAAGCCCACAAGAUUUAUCGCUCGACCGCACCGCCAGUAAUGGUAUCUCGACUGGUACAGCACAUCAGCGAAGCCCUGUUGGACGUGGCGGCAGCUAUAUGGCAUGA